Xylaria bambusicola is the source of this 1587-nucleotide messenger RNA. RefSeq names its product F-actin-capping protein subunit beta. Gene Ontology annotation, cellular component: actin cortical patch; cytoplasm; F-actin capping protein complex. NCBI's taxonomy places the organism in Eukaryota, Fungi, Ascomycota, Sordariomycetes, Xylariales, Xylariaceae. Bases 198 to 1037 code for a protein of 279 amino acids. Gene Ontology annotation, biological process: cell morphogenesis; barbed-end actin filament capping; actin cytoskeleton organization. The record is from RefSeq and is a predicted model, not a curated record. The transcript is spliced from 3 exons. Gene Ontology annotation, molecular function: actin filament binding.
CCCUUUGUGGGCCAGCCUACCUGGCAGCUACUGGCCCCACUUUUGGCCAGACAAGUUGAAACCCCACCAUGCAUCACCAUCCUCAUUCAACUCGGUGCAUGUCCAGCUUUACCGAGUCCUUGACGAAAACAAAGUUACAUCCAGUACCCUUGGGUCCUCAUAGUGAAAAGGGCUCGUAGCGUCUCUCGAUACUCACCAUGGCGGCCGACGAUCCCUUCGACUCCGCACUCGACCUCCUCCGCCGUCUCAACCCAAAGCACACCUCGGCGCACCUUAAUGCGCUAAUCACGCUUGCCCCAGAUCUCACUGAGGAUCUCCUCUCGUCCGUCGAUCAGCCGCUCGCCGUACGCCGCUGCCGUCAGACCGGACGCGACUACUUGCUCUGCGACUACAACCGCGACGGCGACAGCUAUCGAUCGCCAUGGAGCAAUGAAUUCGAUCCCCCGCUACAGGACGCCCCUGCCAGCGGCGACGAUGACCAGAGCAAUGCUGCAGGACUCCCGAGCGAAAAGGUCCGGCGUAUGGAGGUCAAGGCCAACGAGGCGUUUGACUUGUACAGGGAGCUGUACUACGAGGGUGGCGUCAGUAGUGUCUAUUUCUGGAACUUGGACGACGGGUUUGCAGGUGUUGUGCUAUUGAAGAAGGUGGCAACCCCUGGGUCCGGUAGUGAAGGGACCUGGGACUCGAUACACGUAUUCGAGGCCAUCGACCGGGCGCGGCUGACGCAGUACAAUCUGACGUCGACCGUGAUCCUCUCGCUCGCAACGGACUCGAGCACGCUCGGCGAGAUGGACCUCUCAGGUAACAUGACGCGGCAGAUCGAGAUCGAGCUGCCCGCUGAGAGCGAGGCACAGCAGAUCGCAAACAUCGGCAAGCUCGUCGAGGAUAUGGAGCUCAAGAUGCGCAACCUCCUACAGGAGGUGUACUUUGGUAAAGCGAAGGACGUGGUGGGUAAUUUGAGGAGUCUGGGAAGCCUGAGCGAGUCGGCGAGGGAUCAGGAGGCGCAGAGGGAUAUCAUGGCGAGUAUGAGACGAUGAGCAAUCUGAGCCCGCAUUUGUGUUUUUUACCUCGUGUGGAGAAAUAUUGGUUGCGCUUCAUGAGAUGAAACGACAUGCAAUGUGAACGAAUGAACUGGAACGAAAAGUAUAAGAACGAUAUCAUAUACAUUUGCUAUGAGGAAGGGGCAUGAGAGAAAACUAUUAAAGCUAUAUACAGCUACACAACUACCUACCUACAUUACCAGAUAUACCGCUACUUAGACAGCAGGCGUUUCGUUCAGAUAUUGCUGCAUACUGAAUCCUUCCUUCUCCAUUUAGCUCAGGGGGUUGGGGAUUGAUCACAAACUACAUUUGUCUAAGAUAGAAACAGACAUGGUAUAAAUUAUACUCUAACUUUAUGGCAUUGUAUCGCUAGUGAGCAAUUCGGAUUCAUUUAUGAAAUCUUUACUCCCGAAAUAUUGUUCUUAGAUACCUACAAAGUUGGGUACUUACUGAUUAUAACAUGUUGAUAGUUUGUAAGGUCAACAGAACAACAUGUGAUGCGUAGAUACUUAAUGUAUUAGUGUCGCGGUUUCGAGGCUCUGAUGAA